GAGCAUCCUGCUGCAGGCUACAAGAAGAUCUUUGAGACGGUGGAGGAGCUGAAUGAGCCAAUACCUGCAAAGAUCACUGGUGUGAUACCAUCAUGGCUGGGGGGCAGUCUCCUCCGGAUGGGUCCAGGUCUUUUCGAGAUCGGGGGGGAACCUUUCAACCACCUGUUUGACGGACAGGCGAUGAUGCACAAGUUUGACCUGAAGGGCGGCCAGGUGACCUACUACAGGAAGUUCCUCAGGACAGACACGUAUGUUCGUGCCAUGGCUGAGAACAGAGUGGUCAUCACUGAGUUCGGUACAGCAGCGUAUCCCGACCCCUGUAAGAACAUCUUCUCCAGAUUCUUCACUUACUUCAGAGGCAUUGAAGUGACUGAUAACUGUAUGGUGAACGUUUAUCCAAUCGGUGAAGACUUCUACGCCGUCACAGAGUCAAACUUUAUCACCAAGGUCGACCCCGAUUCGCUGGAGACGCUGAAGAAGGUGGACCUGUGUAAGUACCUGUCUGUGAACGGGGUGACUGCGCACCCCCACACCGACUCGGACGGAACCAUCUACAACAUGGGGAACUGCUUUGGCAAGAACAUGAGUCUGGCUUAUAACAUCGUGAAGAUCCCGCCUGCUGAGAGCGACAAGUCAGAUCCCAUAGAGAGAUCAGAGGUGGUGGUUCAGCUUCCCAGCAGCGAGAGGUUGAAGCCCUCCUACUUCCACAGCUUCGGUUUGACGGACAACUACUUUGUGUUUGUGGAGCAGCCGGUGAAAAUCAACCUGCUCAAGUUCCUGUCGGCCUGGAGCAUCAGAGGAGCCUCGUACAUGGACUGCUUCGAGUCCAACGAGAGCAUGGGGACCUGGUUCCACCUGGCCACCAGAGAGCCAGCAGGUCACAUGAGCAGCCACGAGUUCAGAACCUCCGCCUUCAACAUCUUCCACCACAUCAACGCCUACGAGGACGAGGGCUUCAUCGUGGUCGACCUCUGCACGUGGAAAGGUUAUGACUUUGUGUACGACUACCUGUACCUGGCCAACCUGAGGCAGGAGUGGGAGGAGGUGAAGAAAGCAGCGAUGAAAGCUCCGCAGCCCGAGGUCAGACGAUAUGUGCUGCCGCUGGAUUUACACACAGAGGAGCAGGGGAAGAAUCUGGUGUCUCUGUCCUACACCACAGCUACAGCAGUUCUUAACAGUGAUGGAACCAUCUGGCUCGAACCUGAAGUUCUGUUUUCUGUACCAAGACUAGGCUUUGAGUUUCCACAGAUUAACUACUCUCUGUGUCGGGGGAAGAAGUAUUCCUUCGCCUACGGACUGGGGCUCAACCACUUCAUCCCUGACAGGAUCAUCAAACUGAACGUUCAGACCAAAGAGUCGUGGCUGUGGCAGGAGGAAAACUGUUACCCGUCGGAGCCAUUGUUCGUACAAACACCUGGAGCCACACAGGAGGACGACGGUGUGCUGCUGAGCAUCGUGGUGAAGCCCGGAGCCGAGAGACCAGGUUUGCUGUUGGUGCUGGACGCCAUGACGAUGACGGAGCUGGCGAGGGCGGAGGUGGACAUCAUGAUCCCUGUGACUCUGCACGGGACGUACAGACCUGGACCCCCCCUCUCAUCCUCUUCCUCGUCCUCAUCCUCAUCUGAAGAAGACACAUAA
Messenger RNA from Limanda limanda (common dab), 1638 nucleotides. RefSeq names its product retinal Mueller cells isomerohydrolase-like. Gene Ontology annotation, molecular function: all-trans-retinyl-ester hydrolase, 11-cis retinol forming activity; beta-carotene 15,15'-dioxygenase activity; retinol isomerase activity. The record is from RefSeq and is a predicted model, not a curated record. The transcript is spliced from 13 exons. Gene Ontology annotation, biological process: retinal metabolic process; zeaxanthin biosynthetic process. Lineage: Eukaryota; Metazoa; Chordata; Actinopteri; Pleuronectiformes; Pleuronectidae. The coding region runs from base 118 to 1638 and encodes 506 amino acids.